UCUGCCAUAGUGGGUUCCCAUGAUGGUGGAUACACAGCAGCAAGAAUGGCCUAAUCGCAGAUUGGAGAUAUUGGUUCCCACGACCAUACUUUGCGUACUCAGUACCCUGGUCUUAGUAUGGAGAGUAGUGUAUGGGUUGAAGAACAAGCGGAAGUUGCUGGUGUGCGAUUAUCUUUUGAUCAUCGCAGCUAUGAUGAACAUCACGACCAACGGCCUCCGCUUCAAAACCACACACCACGGUCAAGGCCGUCACAUCAAGGAUCCAUCCAUCUCCAAACCUCACGACCUCCUACAGUACAGCUACUAUCUCUGGAUUGGCCAAGUCAUCAAUCUGAUGGCAGUCGCAGUGCUGAAGUUCUCCGUCUGCGCAUACCUUCUUGCCCUAAAAUUCUCUCGCCUUUACUUGGGAAUAAUAUGGACAUCGAUACUCAUGGUCACUGUAUUCAAUCUCACCAUACCGAUCAUGAGCGUGUUUUGCCGCGUCCCAUUCGAGGCGAAUUGGAACAAGGGCAUCAAAGGGAAAUGCUUUAUGAAAGUGCCAGGGCUCGGUAUUGCUUACUCACAGGGAAUAUCCAACAUCCUCACAGACGUAGUCUACGUCGUAGCACCCCUCAUCUACCUAAACACUAUUCGGCUAGCACGACGCACACAAUGGGGUCUACGAGUCGUAUUCUGCCUGGGUUUAGUGUAA
Molecule: messenger RNA, 691 nt
Organism: Cucurbitaria berberidis CBS 394.84
Lineage: Eukaryota; Fungi; Ascomycota; Dothideomycetes; Pleosporales; Cucurbitariaceae
Exons: 3
Coding region: 20-691 (223 amino acids)
Source: RefSeq, a predicted model, not a curated record